Messenger RNA from Physella acuta, 6891 nucleotides. Its product is annotated as mucin-2-like. Gene Ontology annotation, biological process: axon guidance; Notch signaling pathway. Gene Ontology annotation, cellular component: signaling receptor complex; plasma membrane; cell surface. The record is from RefSeq and is a predicted model, not a curated record. NCBI's taxonomy places the organism in Eukaryota, Metazoa, Mollusca, Gastropoda, Physidae. Gene Ontology annotation, molecular function: calcium ion binding.
AUGUACACAUCUAGUACAACUGAAUUACCUGUCUCAACACCGGAACUGUAUACAUCAAGCACACUUGAAUCAACAAUGGAAACAACAGAAGUUUACACAAACGCUCCAACUGAAUCAACUGUGCCAACAACAGAAGUGUACGCAUACACUGCAUCUGAAUCACCUGCGCCAACAACUGAAGUUCCAAAAUCCACUACACCUGAAUCAACUGUGCCAACAACAGAAGUUCCCACAUCAACUACACCUGAAUCACCUGUCCCAACAACAGAAGUUCCCACAUCCGUUACACCUGAAUCAACUGCGCCUACAACAGAAGUGUACACAUCCAGUACACCUGAAUCACCUGUGCCAACAACAGAAGUUUACACAUUCACUACACCUGAAUCAACUGCGCCAACAACAGAAGUGUACAGAUCCAGUACACCUGAAUCAACAGUGCCAACAACAGAAGUUCCAACAUCCGUUACACCUGAAUCACCUAUGCCAACAACAGAAGCGUACACAACCAGUACACCUGAAUCACCUUUGACAACAACAGAAGUUCCAACAUCCGUUACACCUGAAUCACCUAUGCCAACAAAAGAAGCGUACACAUCCAGUACACCUGAAUCAUCGGUGCCAACAACAGAAGCGUACAGAUCCAGUACACCUGAAUCAACUGUGCCAACAACAGAAGUAUCCAAAUCCAGUACACCUGACUCACGUAUCUCAACAAAAGAAGUUCCUACAUCCAGUACACCUGAAUCAACUGCGCCAACAUCUGGAGUUGCCACAUCAACUACACCUGAAUCAACCGUGCCAAAAACAGAAGUAUCCAAAUCCACUUCACCUGAAUCAACUGCGCCAACAACAGAAGUGUACAGAUCCAGUACACCUGAAUCAACUGUGCCAACAACAGAAGUUCCAACAUCCGUUACACCUGAAUCAUCUAUGCCAACAACAGAAGCGUACACAUCCAGUACACCUGAAUCACCUGUGCCAACAACAGAAGCGUACACAUCCAGUACACCUGAAUCACCUAUAACAACAACAGAAGCGUACACAUCCAGUACACCUGAAUCACCUGUCCUAACAACAGAAGCGUACACAUCCAGUACACCUGAAUCACCUGUGACAACAACAGAAGUUCCAACAUCCGUUACACCUGAAUCACCUAUGCCAACAACAGAAGCGUACACAUCCAGAACACCUGAAUCACCUGUGCCAACAACAGAAGCGUACACAUCCAGUACACCUGAAUCACCUGUGACAACAACAGAAGUUCCAACAUCCGUUACACCUGAAUCACCUAUGCCAACAACAGAAGCGUACAAAUCCAGUACACCUGAAUCACCUGUGCCAACAACAGAAGCGUACACAUCCAGUACACCUGAAUCACCUGUGACAACAACAGAAGUUCCAACAUCCGUUACACCUGAAUCACCUAUGCCAACAACAGAAGCGUACACAUCCAGAACACCUGAAUCACCUGUGCCAACAACAGAAGCGUACACAUCAAGUACACCUGAAUCAACUGUGUCAACAACAGAAGUUUACACACUCAAUACACCUGAAUCAACUGUGCCAACAACAGAAGUAUCCAAAUCAAGUUCACCUGAAUCAACUGCCCCAACAGAUGUGUACACAUCCACUACACCUGAAUCAACUGUGCCAACCACAGACGUUCCCACAUCCAGUACAUCUGAAUACACUAUGCCAGCAACAGAAGUGUACACAUACACUACACCUGAAUCAACUGUGCCAACCACAGAAGUUCCCACAUCCAGUACACCUGAAUCCACUGUGCCAGCAAAAGAAGUGUACACAUCCACUACAACUGACUCAAUUUCGCCAACAACAAACAUUCCCACAUCCAGUACACCUGAAUCAACUGCGCCAACAACAGAAGUGUACACAUCCAGUACACCUGAAUCAACUGCGCCAACAACAGAAGUGUACACAUACUUUACACCUGAAUCAACUGUGCCAAUAACAAAAGUUCCCACAUCUAGUACACCUGAAUCAACUGAGUCAACAACAAAAGUGCCCACAUCUAGUACAUCUGAAUCAACUGUGUCAACAACAAAAUUUCCCACAUCUAGUACAUCUGAAUCAACUGUGUCAACAACAAAAGUUCCCACAUCUAGUACGUCUGAAUCAACUGUGUCAACAACAAAAGUUCCCACAUCUAGUACAUCUGAAUCAACUGUAUCAACAACAAAAGUUCCCACAUCUAGUACGUCUGAAUCAACUGUGUCAACUACAAAAGUUCCCACAUCUAGUACAUCUGAAUCAACUGUGUCAACAACAAAAGUUCCCACAUCUAGUACAUUUGAAUCAACUGUGUCAACAACAAAAUUUCCCACAUCUAGUACACCUGAAUCAACUGUGCCAACAACAGAAGUAUCCAAAUCCAGUACACCUGACUCACGUAUCUCAACAAAAGAAGUUCCUACAUCCAGUACACCUGAAUCAACUGCGCCAACAUCUGGAGUUGCCACAUCAACUACACCUGAAUCAACCGUGCCAAAAACAGAAGUAUCCAAAUCCACUUCACCUGAAUCAACUGCGCCAACAACAGAAGUGUACAGAUCCAGUACACCUGAAUCAACUGUGCCAACAACAGAAGUUCCAACAUCCGUUACACCUGAAUCAUCUAUGCCAACAACAGAAGCGUACACAUCCAGUACACCUGAAUCACCUGUGCCAACAACAGAAGCGUACACAUCCAGUACACCUGAAUCACCUAUAACAACAACAGAAGCGUACACAUCCAGUACACCUGAAUCACCUGUCCCAACAACAGAAGCGUACACAUCCAGUACACCUGAAUCACCUGUGACAACAACAGAAGUUCCAACAUCCGUUACACCUGAAUCACCUAUGCCAACAACAGAAGCGUACACAUCCAGAACACCUGAAUCACCUGUGCCAACAACAGAAGCGUACACAUCCAGUACACCUGAAUCACCUGUGACAACAACAGAAGUUCCAACAUCCGUUACACCUGAAUCACCUAUGCCAACAACAGAAGCGUACAAAUCCAGUACACCUGAAUCACCUGUGCCAACAACAGAAGCGUACACAUCCAGUACACCUGAAUCACCUGUGACAACAACAGAAGUUCCAACAUCCGUUACACCUGAAUCACCUAUGCCAACAACAGAAGCGUACACAUCCAGAACACCUGAAUCACCUGUGCCAACAACAGAAGCGUACACAUCAAGUACACCUGAAUCAACUGUGUCAACAACAGAAGUUUACACACUCAAUACACCUGAAUCAACUGUGCCAACAACAGAAGUAUCCAAAUCAAGUUCACCUGAAUCAACUGCCCCAACAGAUGUGUACACAUCCACUACACCUGAAUCAACUGUGCCAACCACAGACGUUCCCACAUCCAGUACAUCUGAAUACACUAUGCCAGCAACAGAAGUGUACACAUACACUACACCUGAAUCAACUGUGCCAACCACAGAAGUUCCCACAUCCAGUACACCUGAAUCCACUGUGCCAGCAAAAGAAGUGUACACAUCCACUACAACUGACUCAAUUUCGCCAACAACAAACAUUCCCACAUCCAGUACACCUGAAUCAACUGCGCCAACAACAGAAGUGUACACAUCCAGUACACCUGAAUCAACUGCGCCAACAACAGAAGUGUACACAUACUUUACACCUGAAUCAACUGUGCCAAUAACAAAAGUUCCCACAUCUAGUACACCUGAAUCAACUGAGUCAACAACAAAAGUGCCCACAUCUAGUACAUCUGAAUCAACUGUGUCAACAACAAAAUUUCCCACAUCUAGUACAUCUGAAUCAACUGUGUCAACAACAAAAGUUCCCACAUCUAGUACGUCUGAAUCAACUGUGUCAACAACAAAAGUUCCCACAUCUAGUACAUCUGAAUCAACUGUAUCAACAACAAAAGUUCCCACAUCUAGUACGUCUGAAUCAACUGUGUCAACUACAAAAGUUCCCACAUCUAGUACAUCUGAAUCAACUGUGUCAACAACAAAAGUUCCCACAUCUAGUACAUUUGAAUCAACUGUGUCAACAACAAAAUUUCCCACAUCUAGUACAUCUGAAUCAACUGUGUCAACAACAAAAGUUCCCACAUCUAGUACGUCUGAAUCAACUGUGUCAACAACAAAAGUUCCCACAUCUAGUACAUCUGAAUCAACUGUGUCAACAACAAAAGUUCCCACAUCUCGUACACCUGAAUCAACUGCGCCAACAACAGAAGUGUACACAUACUUUACACCUGAGUCAACUGUGCCAAUAACAAAAGUUCCCACAUCUAGUACACCUGAAUCAACUGUGUCAACAACAAAAGUUCUCACAUCUAGUACAUCUGAAGCAACUGUGCCAACAACAAAAGUUCCCACAUCUAGUACACCUGAAUCAAAUGUGCCAACAACAAAAGUUCCCACAUCCAGUACACCUGAAUCAACUGUGCCAACAACAAAAGUUCACACAUCUCAAACUACAGAGUUGACUAGGCCAACACUUUCAGAAGAGCCAACAACUAUUUCUACACAAUUUUCAACCUGUAAUGCUACUCACUAUGGUCUAAACUGUGCCAACACCUGCAGCUGUAACCUAAACAACACAGUUGAUUGCAAUGACACCACAGGAGAAUGUUUGUGUGCAGCUGGUUGGAAUGGCACCACUUGUGAUGAAGAUGUCAAUGAGUGCCUUAAUGCCAGCUACUGUCCUGGUUACAUGGAAGUUUGCUUUAAUUUGGUGGGGUCAGCAGAAUGUAGGUGUGAGAUUGGAUAUCAGAGAUCAGGACUGAAUCACAAGUGCCAAGCUUGCAACAGCACAUACUAUGGCUAUGAAUGCUCAAACCCCUGUACAUGCAUCAUGGCAAACACAGAAAAUUGUAAUGAUACAACUGGUAGCUGCACUUGUCAUCAUGGUUGGAAAGGCAAUAACUGUGAAACUGAUAUUGAUGAAUGUAAAAAUGAUACUUUUUGUUCAGACACCAAUUCUAGCUGCUUUAAUAUGAAUGGAUCUGCAGAAUGUAGAUCCUGUAAUGCUACCCACUAUGGUCUGAACUGUGCCAACACCUGCAGCUGUAACCUAAACAACACAGUUGAUUGCAAUGACACCACAGGAGAAUGUUUGUGUGCAGCUGGUUGGAAUGGCACCAUUUGUGAUGAAGAUAUCAAUGAGUGCCUUAAUGCUAACUACUGUCUAGGCUACAUGGAAGUUUGCUUUAAUUUGGUGGGGUCAGCAGAAUGUAGGUGUGAGAUUGGUUUUCAAAGAUCACUUACUGACCUGCAGUGCCAAGCUUGUAAUAACACCUUCUUUGGCUACGAAUGUUCAAAUCCUUGCUCAUGUGUUAUGGAGAAUACAGUAGAUUGCCUAGACAAUACAGGAGAAUGCUCUUGUCUCUUUGGGUGGAAUGGCACGAACUGUGAAACUGAUAUUGAUGAGUGUGAACAGACUGACUUUUGUUCUGACAUCCAUGCUAGCUGCUUUAAUUUAAAUGGAUCUGCAGAAUGUAGGUGUAAUAUUGGAUAUGAGAAUUCUACCACUGAUGAAAGCUGCCAAGCCUGUAAUGCUACUCACUAUGGUCUGAACUGUGCCAACACAUGCAGCUGUAAUCUCAACAACACAGAAGAUUGCAAUGACACCACUGGAGAAUGCACAUGUGCUAGUGGCUGGAAUGGCACUGUUUGUGAUGAAGAUGUGGAUGAAUGUCUGAAUAUCAUCUAUUGUUUUGAAGCGAAUGAGAUAUGUUUUAAUUCAAAUGGAUCUGCUGAAUGUCUAUGUGACAUUGGGUUUCAAAGAUCCUUAUUUAACUACAGUUGUGAAGCAUGCAAUGAAACAAAUCAUGGAUGGAACUGUGCUGAGCCUUGUGACUGCUUCAUGGUAAACACAGAAGACUGUGACAACAUAAAUGGAGUUUGUUUUUGUGUUGAAGGGUGGAAUGGCACUUUUUGCAAUGAUGACAUAGAUGAGUGUGUCAAUGCUAACUACUGUGUAGGUUUACAUGAAAUUUGUCACAAUCUAAAUGGUUCAGCUGAAUGCCUCUGCGAUGUUGGUUUUGAAAGAUGGUCAUCAAAUAACACAUGCACAGUUUGCAACGGAACAGCAUAUGGUUAUAACUGCUCACAUGCAUGUAGCUGUGUAGUAGAACAUGUACUGAACUGUAAUGGAAGCACUGGAGAAUGUGUUUGUAAAUCUGGAUGGAAUGGUACAGACUGUGAACUGGAUAUUGAUGACUGUAAAAUUCCUAACUACUGUACCCAAUUUCAUGAGAGUUGUUUUAAUUUGAAUGGUUCAGCUGAAUGUAGAUGUGAUGUUGGAUAUUACAGAUUUUCAGACAGCUCUUGUAGAGAGUGUGAUGCAGCACAUUAUGGAUUCAACUGUAACCUAUUGUGUAACUGCAAUAUGGACAACACUUUUGUUUGUAAUAAAACCUCAGGAUACUGCAGCUGUAAAACUGGCUGGAAUGGCACUCUUUGUGAUGUAGAUAUUGAUGAGUGCUUAAAUACUAGUUUGUGUGUGGACUUACAUGAACAGUGCUACAAUUAUGCUGGAUCAUUUGAAUGUGGAUGUGAAGCUGGCUAUCAUAAAGUUAAUGGAACUUGCAAAGAAUGUAAUGCAACAAGCUAUGGCCCAAACUGCAAAAACAAAUGUACUUGUGUUUUCAACAACACAGCUGAUUGUAAUGAUACAUCUGGAGCUUGUUUAUGUAAAGGUGGCUGGAAUGGUACAAACUGUGAAUUAGAUAUAAAUGAAUGUCUAAAUAAAAGCUACUGUCAUGGUAUACAUGAAGAAUGUAACAACUUGCCUGGCUCAGCUGAAUGUCGAUGUGUACUAGGAUUUGAGAACAAAACAGGGCAUGCAACUCGACAUUCUAUGGCUUCUACUGUGGGAACAGGUGUUCUUGUGUCAUGA